Mytilus trossulus (common blue mussel) is the source of this 547-nucleotide messenger RNA. RefSeq lists its product as uncharacterized. The transcript is spliced from 3 exons. Lineage: Eukaryota; Metazoa; Mollusca; Bivalvia; Mytilida; Mytilidae. Bases 49 to 519 code for a protein of 156 amino acids. The record is from RefSeq and is a predicted model, not a curated record.
AAAUCUUUUCAAUAUACCCGAGAAGAAGCAAGGAAUUUGAUUGACAGCAUGGCAUUAAGAGUUCACGAUACAAUGGCUGUACCACCAGGACAUACACCUUAUACGGUUCGGUUAAAAGAGAGACACCAUGAUUACACCUUGAAGCGACAUGCUAGAGAAGUAGUGAAGGAAACAGCUGAUUUAAGUCUAAAUAUCAUUAUUAAAGACUUUGAGGAUAGAUACAACCCGCCAAGCUUUCGACAUCAUGUAAUACAACAAUAUGAUAUCGAUGAAUACCAAAAACUAGACAAAGUAACCAAGUACCUUCAAAAAUGUGUCGAGGUUACUUGGUAUAUGAACGUACAGGAUCCACCGAUGGGACUACUAUGGCCGAACACAAAUGAGAAUGAAAUAUCAUUAAACUGUUUCAGACAUUUUACAAAAUUUGGUAACAAACUGGAACAUGAAGUAUGGCCAGCUCUAUUGAUACACGAUCAGGGUCCUGUUAUCGUGAAAGGAGUUGCACAACUGAGAUAUUAAACUGAUCGAAAUAGAUCUACUUACUAUC